GUGCGCAUGCGUAGCUGCCGCCUGGUUCUUGCAUGGUUCCUCUAAUGCUCGCUGCAAUUGCUGGGCGGUCGCAGUGCCGGAUUUGAAAAGAUAACUUCCUCUCUGUGUCUUGAAAUGGAUCGGCUUCUUGGAAAGGGGAAAAGAUUACUUCCUGGCUUGCUGAAUUCGGUUGCCUGGUAUAAAAAACAGCAGCAAAGUUGCAGGUUUUAUUGCCAUCCUCGUGCAAAACGAAAAUUGAUGUCCCAGCAUUUUCAAUCAAUGAAUCUGCAGGAGGAUAGUAUGGGAUCACAGAGUAAACCUGGGGAAAUGACAUGUAAAAGUCAGAGACUGAUGCUACUAUUAGGACUGAUUUGUCCUGCCAACCCUGGCUGCUACCAUUAUAUGCCCUAUACUGUCCGAUCAAUGGAGAAACUCAUCAAGGUGAUAGAUCGAGAAAUGCAAGCCAUAGGAGGUCAGAAAAUGAACAUGCCCGCAUUAUGCUCAGCAGAGCUCUGGAAAGCCAGUGGAAGGUGGGAACUGAUGGGCAAAGAGCUGUUGAGACUAGCAGACAGGCACAGCAAAGGAUACUGUCUAGGACCUACCCAUGAAGAGGCCAUCACAGACCUAAUAGCAUCUCAAGGCUGCUUGUCCUACAAACAGCUUCCUCUCUUGCUAUACCAGGUAACCAGAAAAUUCCGAGAUGAGCCAAAGCCAUGCUUUGGGUUGCUGCGUGGCCGAGAGUUCUAUAUGAAGGAUAUGUACACCUUUGAUGCCUCCAAGGAGGCUGCCCUCCAGACCUAUGCUCUUGUGUGUGAGGCAUACUGCAACGUAUUCAAUAGCUUGGGCCUUCAGUUUGUGAAAGUCCAAGCAGCUACGGGAAGCAUUGGAGGGACAAUGUCGCAUGAAUUCCAACUCCCUGCCGACAUUGGUGAGGACCAGUUGAUGAUGUGUGAGAACUGUGACUUCUCAGCCAAUGUCGAAACAAUAAACCCAGAUGAGACCCAUUGCCCAGUUUGCAGAAGAAAACUAGUUAAGCACAAAGGAAUCGAAAUUGGCCAUACCUUCUUCUUGGGCACCAAAUACUCUUCUGUUUUUAAUACUACUGUCCGCACUUCUGAGAAUAAGCCUGUUCCAGCUGAAAUGGGCUGCUACGGGCUGGGUGUGACUCGGAUCCUUGCGGCCUCCAUUGAGGUGCUUUCUACAGAGGACACCAUUCGUUGGCCAAACCUCAUUGCACCUUAUCUCAUCUGCUUUAUUCCCCCAAAGAAAGGCAGCAGGGAGGAGAAAGGAGCAGUGCUCUUGGAGAAUUUAUAUGAUUCUAUUGCUGAAGCAGCCCCACAGGUUGCAGAAGAGAUGGUGCUGGAUGACCGAACCCAGCUCACCAUUGGUAAAAGGUUAAACAAUGCAAAGAAACUUGGGUUCCCCUAUGUUAUAAUAGGUGGGAAGAAGGUUUUGGAUGAGCCUUCUCUGUUUGAAGUACAUAAUCAAAGCACUGGUGAAAUACUCUUCCUUGCCAAAGAGGCCAUUAUUGACUUGCUAAGUAAAGUGCAAACUCCCUAAAUAACUGGGUAUUUGGCUUUUGAAAAUUAAUGCAGUCUUUUGUUGUAUUAAACGCGUGGUUAUGGGGAUGCAUGGGAUGGUUAUUGUUUUUAUUUAUAUUUUCUAACCCAUGGUUGAAAGGAAGGCAGAUAUGUGAAAGUGUACUGUGCACGGGCUUGCCCAUUGAUUUCAAUGUCUGUGGCAACUCCAUCUGCACAAUGCAGGUGUUUUACAUGGAGGCUCCCAGCCUUUGAAUUCAGCAGAAGGGUACCGUUGAACUCACAUCCUGCUUGUGGACUUCCCAAAGGCAUCUAGUUGAUCACUGUGGAACAGGAUGCUGGACUAGACAGGCCUUUGGUCUGUUCCAACACAACUCAUCUUAUGUUCUUAUUAACAGGCUAGCCUUUGCUUACACAAAAUAAUGAAAGUGUUCUACCUGACAGUUCUUCUGGGGGAAGAUAUUAGUAGUUUAAGUGGUCACUUGAAGGGAAUAGAAUGCUGAGUUCUGUACGUUACACUCCCCCAAUCAGCUAGAUGGGAACGGAGGACAGGUUACCAGAAGUAGUUCUGACAACUCCAAUCCAGAAACAAACGGCAAGGUAAUGCAACUUUUAAAUUGAAGCUGAAGUCAAGUUGACCAGAAAAGUAUCAGGUGCUCUGAAGUUCCCCAGAUUUCUGAAUCAGCAAAGAACUAGAUUCCUUCCCCUUCCACACCUUAUGGAAAGAGGAGGAGCCAGUGUGGUGUAGUGGCUAAAGUGUUGGAUUGGGAAUCGGGAGAUCUGGGUUCUAGUCCCCACUCGGUCAUGGAAACCCUCUGGGCCAGUCACAGACUUUCAGCCCAGCCUACCUCACAGGGUUGUUGUGAGGAUAAAAUGGA
Messenger RNA from Elgaria multicarinata webbii, 2395 nucleotides. It is a transcript of the gene PARS2, whose product is annotated as prolyl-tRNA synthetase 2, mitochondrial. The transcript is spliced from 2 exons. Gene Ontology annotation, biological process: prolyl-tRNA aminoacylation. The record is from RefSeq and is a predicted model, not a curated record. Gene Ontology annotation, cellular component: mitochondrion; cytoplasm. The coding region runs from base 115 to 1539 and encodes 474 amino acids. Gene Ontology annotation, molecular function: ATP binding; proline-tRNA ligase activity. NCBI's taxonomy places the organism in Eukaryota, Metazoa, Chordata, Lepidosauria, Squamata, Anguidae.